UCGCGACUCCCCACGCAAGCGCGACAAUCGACUUCAUCCAAAGAAUGCGCAACCUUAUCUCGCAGCACACUCAGCACCCAACCGCGACCUCAACACACCAGAUGCAUCCAUAGCAAACUCGAAGCCGCUUCCCGGGGCCCCGAACCAACUUUUCUUUCUUCUUUUCCAUCAACCAACAUGGCCGCCACCGACGACGACGUCGCAGACGCCAUGGACGUCGAGGUGUCGCCCAAAAACAAGACGUCGUCGGUCGAACACGACAUCCAUCAGUCGCUCGGCGCCAUCAGCAACUCUGUCGAAUCGCUCGAGAUGCGCGCCGACCCAGAUGCCCAGGCAACCGUCACCGACUUUCUCGAUUUCACCGAAUACCUGCCCUCCGAUAUGAUGCGAUCACUGACCCUGAUCGGCAAACUCGACCAGACGUACGGAGAAGCAUCCCUCAACGUGCACAACCUUACCUCCACCUGGGGCAAGCUCCCCUCCAUCCCCGCCGAAGAGCGCCCGUCUGCUGUACAGUUACGCGCCGACAUCUCGGAUGGUCUCAAUCAUGCCGUCAGCUCGAGGGUUUACGCCCACGCCGAGGCGGUCCGCAUGUCGGAGAACGUGAACCGCCACUAUAAUCGCGCAAAGACGAUACUGGCGAAACUGAAGGAGAUGCUGGAGAAUUAUCCGGCCGAGGAACAGAAGAGCCCCGUGGCCACUUCCAAGUCUCCCCAGAUUGUCAGGGCGCCGAGGGUGAUGCGCAACGGGGACGGAGAAAGGAUGCGCCGGCCACGCAUACCCAGGAUCACUGUCCCUGGCGAAGUGCUGCCGCCCUACGAUCAGUUCUUGGCGUACUCGGACGACAGUGACGAGAGCUCGGAAGAGGAAGACGACGAGUCGCUUGGACGCACACCGGCCCGGUCGACGCCGGCCCCCCGAAUCAAAGUCGUCAAGACGCCCAAAGCUCGACCGCCCAAGACUCCGAAGGCUGCAUCGUCAGCGCGCGCCCCCAAAUCGACCGCGAAUCCUCCCGCGGCGGCUGUUCCUGCUGUUGUACUGCAGCCUCCGCCAGAGAACGCCGUCAUAGGAAGCCCCGAUGCUCCCUGGCUCCAGCUGACGCCGUGGGAGCUGGCGAGGUUGAGGAAACGCAUGAAGAAGAACGCAACUUGGAACCCCAGUGAUACGAUGAUUUUGCGAGAAUUGAAGACGCUCGGCCGUGGAAUAGACGCCUACAAGGAGGCCAAAAAGAAGGCCGAGGACGAGGGUAGAGUGUUUGAUCAAGUGCCCCCGGCGCUAGCCCCUGACGCCGAGACCGGCAAUAGACAGAUCCCCGAAGGCGCCAUCAGCGCCGCCGCUCUCGCAUCGGACGACAUCCAGCUAAGCAACAGGGGUAUGAAGCUGAACGAGGCCAAGAAGCUCAAGCGGGAGUCGUUGGCCAAGCAAGCCGCCGAAGAGGCAGAAGAAUCAGCCCGGCAGUUUAGGGAAGCUGCGAGGCUUCUGAUGUCCCAUGAAGCGCCGUCGUCGGCGUCGGUAUCAAACAACGGUGCGGACCAGCCGAAACCCGCAAAUAAGCCGAGUCACAAAGCUAAGCCCAAGGCGAACGGCAGCAAACGCAAGAGAGACUCAGUUCCGGAGGCUGAGGCCGAGAAGCCUGAGCCAGUCGAGACACCGUCGGCCCGACCCACUGCAAAGCGCACCAAAACGGAGACUCCGGUCCCGCUGCCUCACCUAAGAGCCAACCUCGGCUCACAGCCCUUGACCGAGACUCCCAUACCGCCUCCUGUCCUUACUCCGGGCGGCACUGCAGUUACGCCUAAGAUGACAACACCUGCACCAGUCUCGAUCGCCGGACAGGAUCCUGCAGUGAUGGGAGCUGCGAAGCCGGCAAAUACAACGGCGCCGGUGUCGUCUCCAACGAGUCCAGCCGGACCGCCUGCUUCCGUUACGGGCGCAGGACCGGCCAAUAUCGGAACGAAAUUGACAGCGGACAUGGUCGUGCACGCACCGGUAUUGUCGCCCAAGAAGUCAACCACGCCGAUUCUUCCCCCGGUACGCGAGCCUGUGUCCAGGAGAGAGACCAGGGCCGACAUGGCAAAGAAGACCCAACAGCAUGCGGAAACUCCGGCUCCGACGCCACAGUCGCAGGGACCGCAAACGCGAUCGUCUUCUGCGGCCCCUUCCAUCAAGCAGUCGAGCUCUCGUGCGGCGACGCCAGGCACAACACCGGUGCCGGAAGGCCAGCGACGUCCCAGCUCCAGAGGAAAAGCUACGAGUCAAGAGCCGCAGCCCUCGCUGGUCACUGAUCGACCACGUCGCGCUAGUACCGCGAGGAACACACCAGCGCCAGAGCAGAGACAGCCGAGCAAGAGGACUAGAAAGCCCGUGCCCGGUAUUGUCAGCAAGACGAACUCCGGGGGCAGCAGUGCUGUGGGCAAGCGUAAGGCGCCGCCCAAGAAGAAGCGCGCCCAGAAGAAGGAAAAGGGCCAGCCGGUCGAGAUCGAGCUGGAGGAGGACGACGAGGGCAACCCAAUCGACCCCAAUGAGCCGCGGUACUGUGACUGCAAUAGGGUCAGCUUUGCCGAGAUGAUUGCGUGCGACAAUGAAUACUGCGAUAAGGAGUGGUUCCAUCUAGAGUGCGUCGGCUUGACACAAGUCCCGGCGCGUACGACUAAAUGGUAUUGUCCCGACUGUCGCGUACGUUUAAAUAUUGGAGAGAAGGGCGAGAUCAAUGCUAGAGGGAUCAAGGCUUGAAGACGGCGGGCCUAGACACGGGAUACGAUAUUUACUACCAGGAGAGGACACACAGUUCGCAUGGCGUUCAGGAGGACAAUUGCUUGUGAUUGAAUGGCUUCUGGGAGGCUUAAUAUGCCUCGGGGGCUGAACAAUCACAGGAUCAAGCCAGUACUAUAAAACAUAGCCUUGUAUCAACAGACAACGCC
This is a messenger RNA of Colletotrichum destructivum, 2921 nucleotides long. RefSeq names its product Putative inhibitor of growth histone-binding protein. The transcript is spliced from 2 exons. The coding region runs from base 178 to 2733 and encodes 851 amino acids. Gene Ontology annotation, biological process: regulation of DNA-templated transcription. Lineage: Eukaryota; Fungi; Ascomycota; Sordariomycetes; Glomerellales; Glomerellaceae. Gene Ontology annotation, cellular component: nucleus; histone acetyltransferase complex. The record is from RefSeq and is a predicted model, not a curated record. Gene Ontology annotation, molecular function: histone acetyltransferase activity.